Priceomyces carsonii is the source of this 834-nucleotide messenger RNA. It is a transcript of the gene HAC1, whose product is annotated as transcription factor. Gene Ontology annotation, molecular function: DNA-binding transcription factor activity, RNA polymerase II-specific. The transcript has a single exon. The coding region runs from base 1 to 834 and encodes 277 amino acids. Lineage: Eukaryota; Fungi; Ascomycota; Pichiomycetes; Serinales; Debaryomycetaceae. Gene Ontology annotation, biological process: positive regulation of transcription by RNA polymerase II. The record is from RefSeq and is a predicted model, not a curated record.
AUGACAGAACUCGCAGACAAGUUGAAUCCUAACUUCAAGUCGACAUUGCCACCAAGAAAGAGGGCUAAAACGAAGGAGGAGAAGGAACAACGUCGUGUUGAAAGGAUUCUUCGUAAUAGAAGAGCGGCACAUGCUUCACGCGAGAAGAAGAGAAAACAUGUUGAGUACCUCGAAAGUUAUGUUGUUCAGUUAGAGGAGAACAUGAAGUGUUUGCAGCAAAAUUUUGAUGCAAUUGUAGAAUUGGUUCCACAAGAUAAGUUUGCUGGGAUGAAUUUGCAGAAGUUGAAUAAUUUAGAGGAGUUGAAAGAAAAAAUACAAGUAAAUUUGAGCAGCUCUGUUGCUGCUGAGUCUAGCGAUCAACAGCUCUCAACUGAGUCCGUGACUGAGCCACCAACGAAAAAGAGAAGAUCAAGCAGCACUCUGUACGAUGAUAUCGAUUUUGAGAGUAGCUCUCAGUUAGAGCCCAAAGAAGACUCAGAGGAGCCAGAGGACGCUGACGAAUACCAAGAGGACGAAACAACCGAAAAGAAGUUGCCUCCAAUCAAGAAGGAACACGAAAAUGAAUUGUUAUCGGUGACAAGUGACAAUGUGUUUUUUAAUUACUUGUCACCAAUAUCUAUGAACUCGCCUGUGGGUUCUCCCAUAGAUUUAACAUUAAAGAAAUCUAGUGACCAGUUGACACCGUUCGAAUUAGAUGAGGAGUCAGGGUCUAGUUCAUCUAUCUCUAGUGAAUCUAAUGACUCGGAGAAGGGAUAUGAAUCAAUGGAGCAAAAUUCAGAAGAAAUUUUGUUAUCUAAAGGAUAUGGCGUAGGAGCCUCUGUGGCUAUCUGUUGA